Molecule: messenger RNA, 1596 nt
Organism: Aptenodytes forsteri (emperor penguin)
Lineage: Eukaryota; Metazoa; Chordata; Aves; Sphenisciformes; Spheniscidae
Gene: GATD3
Product: chromosome unknown C21orf33 homolog
Exons: 7
Cellular component (GO): mitochondrion
Source: RefSeq, a predicted model, not a curated record
CUUGGAGGAAGCAAGGCCAGGAGUGGGAAACACGUCCUAUCUGGUUGUGGUGUCUACGAUGGCACAGAAAUCCAUGAGGCCUCAGCCAUACUGGUACACCUUAGUCGUGGGGGAGCUGAGGUUCAGAUGUAUGCUCCAGAUGUUCCUCAGAUGCAUGUCAUUGACCACAGUAAAGGGCAACCAGCUGAAGCUGAGUCAAGGAACGUUUUAGUGGAAUCUGCAAGGAUUGCUCGUGGUAAAAUUGCAAGCCUGGCUAAGCUUACUACAGCAGACCAUGAUGCUGUGAUAUUCCCUGGUGGAUUUGGAGCUGCUAAAAACUUAUCUACCUUUGCUGUUGAUGGGAAAGAUUGCAAGGUGAACAGAGAAGUUGAACGUGUCUUGAAAGACUUCCACAAAGCAGGCAAACCUAUUGGUCUUUGCUGCAUUUCACCAGUGUUGGCAGCAAAGGUUCUCUCUGGUGCUGAAGUAACUGUGGGCCAUGAAGAAGAGGAAGGUGGCAAGUGGCCUUAUGCCGGGACUGCAGGAGCCAUUAAAGAACUGGGAGGAAAGCAUUGUGUGAAAGAAGUAACUGAAGCUCACGUGGAUACAAAAAACAAGGUGGUGACUACCCCAGCAUUUAUGUGUGAAGCAGAAUUACAUAAUAUCUUCGAUGGCAUUGGGGCCAUGGUAAAGAAUGUGCUAAAAUUAACUGGCAAAUAAAAAAAAAAAAAUCAGAAAUGUUUAAAUUUAGGGUGUAGUAUCAAACAUAAUAUGGACCAAUGGAAGCAUUUUCACCUGCUUGUCCUGUUCACACUCUAGUGAAUGCUGAUGCGGAGCUGAUUGAUUCCCUGCUGCAGGGUUUUCCAUGCCCUUUCUGAGAGAGGGGCCUGCAGAAGGGCUUACAGAGUACAAACAGCCUGGCCUGAGACACAGAGCAUUUUCUUGAGCUUUUUCAGCUGGAGAGCGCUGUGCGGACGUAUUCUGAAACCAGUCCUCCCCACGCACCAGUGUGACAUCAUUUCUGUGGGGAUGAAAAGAGACUAAAGGCCCUUUCAGAAGCUGAGGGCAGAUACGUUGUAGGGACAUAGCAGAUGCAGUGGCAGCGUAUCUAGCAGACGAAGAAUGUGAGUAGAGAGGAAUUAGUGCGUGGUUUCAGGUUUAUGUGCUCAGGCCUGUAUCUGUGAACUAAAAGCCAGGAUCGGUUGUCAAGGGAAUAGACAUCUUCCACAUCUUAAUUUUAGCUUGGUAUUAAUUAGAAGAUUAAUGUUUUGGUUUUCCAUUUCAAAGAAUCCUGUUUUUACAAAGAAGCCAUUCUGAAUAUCAGUCAGCAGCAGGAUACAUCUUAACUGUCACAACACUAGCACUUCGAAAAAUUCAUCCAUUGGCCCAUUAUAGCUAAAAAGGUCUUGAAGGAGAAAAUAUCCGCUGAUGUGACGCACAAUUUUUAAGGAUAAUACCCAUGUUAAAAUAGCUGCAUGACUAGCAGUGGAUGGAAAAAAACAAUCUCAAAUUAUCCUUACUUUCCCUGCUUUAGGGCAAUAAAGCUUUCUCCAAAGAAAUAUUAUUCAAUGUCUGGAAUAAUGAUGUAUAAAUAAAUAAAUUUCUGCCUUUAUCUCA